AUGGCAGACACCGAAGAGCCCCAGUUUAACACGCUGGCAGAGCGGAUAGCCGCGUUGAACAAGCAGAAGAACUUCAGCAGCGUUGGAACCCCCGAGGCUGCUUGCAAGAAGCCGCCGCCGCCUCCUCCUCCCGGACGCCCUUCUGCUGAAGCCCAGGGACGAAGCCACACGGCCCCCGUCGUGACCAUCAGCUCGGCACAUGAGGUUGCACCUCGAAUGCCUCCGAGACCCAAGCCAAAUGCCGAUGCACCGCCCCCUCUCCCUCGUCGGAACACCCAGAAUGCUGCAGAUGCUUCUGGACCUCCUCCUUUGCCGUCAAGGACCGGAUCGUUUCAGGCGUCACCUGCACUGCCGCCGCGGCGAACGUCAACAAUUACGGUUCCCAAGCCCUCAGGGCGACGCAACUCUGCAUCGUCUGAAGCUUCGAUGCAGUCCACCAUGUCGUCUCUGUCACUGACAAAGACAAUUUCCUCGACCACGAGCAAUGGGUCCAACGGCACCAUCGUGCAUAAGCUGCCACCCGUGACGGACAUGGCUGACUUGCCUCCUUUGCCGCCUACCAGGCGAGAAUUGGAAGCAAAGGCCAAGGAGGAAGCUACAGCGAGGCAGGCCGCCGCCAAAGAGGCCAGGCCUGGUCUUCCCCCUAGACAGCCAUCGAGACCAGUCAGGCCCCAGGUAUCUGCAAUUACUGAAUCCAUACCGAGACCGACACCGAGGCCGACACAAAAGUCCGCCCCUGUGACUGUUCAAAUCCGGGGCUUUGGAUCUGCAACUCAACCAGAGCAGCCCCCACGAAUGCCACCGAGACCCAAGAUUGCUGCCGCUGCUGAUGACACUCCACCUCCUGUUCCAAUGGCCUCUCGACCAUCCGUCGCCCAGAUCCAUGCCAUGUCAGCUCGGGCAUCACCAGCUCCUCCCGCCGCGACCAACGAUUGUUGGGUAUGCAGAGAUUGGAGCGGACCUGACGAUGUCGCCGCCCAGUAUCCCAGAGAGGGACUGCCCCGGAAUGACCCUGUAGGAUAUCUUGCCCGCGCACUAUGUGAUCCGUUCCCUUCGUAUAAUGACAAGGCAAGGGCCAUCUUCACAUGGUUCCACCACAACAUCGCAUAUGAUACACAAGCCUUCUUCAGCGGAAACAUCAGGGGCCAAACACCUGAAAAUACCAUUUUAUACGGUGCAGCCGUUUGUCAGGGUUAUGCGGAGACUUACAAGGCAAUCGCCAACAAGGCAGGCUUGGAGUGCAUUGUUGUCGGUGGCCAUGGCAAAGGCUACGGGUACACUGCCUUGAAAAAGGGAGAAAGACCGCCGCCAGCUGACCCUAGUGGCCACGCAUGGAACGCUGUCAGAGUUGACGGCGGUGUUUGGAGGCUGCUUGACGCCUGCUGGGGAGCUGGCCACAUUUGUGGAAAUAACAAUUUGUUCAAGAAAGAAUUCAGUCCCGUGCAGUUUACAAACAGCGGCCACCGGUUCGGCAAUACCCAUUUCCCCUCUGAUGGUAGGCACCAAUUCCGAGAGGAUGGCCGGACCAUUACUUGGGAUGAAUACAUCAUUGGCCGUUCACAGGGCCCGCCGGUAGAAGUGUUUGGCAACGCCGGCCAGGAGGGCAUUGCUGAAGAUUCAAUCGAGCCUGCGUCAAAGGAAAUAUCUGUAUACAGUGGCGAGGUUGUUCGCUUCCAGUUUUCAAAAAUCUGCGAGCACUGGAAAUCAGAAAAGAAUGGCGGUGGAAAGCCUCCUUUGUUCCUGUUACAAUUCCACGGUGUCGAUGGCCGCAAAGACGACAUUAUUCCGAUUGAGACGGAUGGCUACUGGCACUGGGCUGAUGUCAAUGCUCGCGAUCUUGGCGCUCCGGGCCAAUCGGUGAUGGUGCUGCAAUUGACGUCUAUGGAUGGUCAAGACGCCAGGGGCGUGACCGCUCAGCAGUUUCUCUCCAAGAAGGGUAAGGUUGGAAUGGCUUGGGCGUAUGUCGCCAAGUGGGAACUGGUUUAG
Molecule: messenger RNA, 1986 nt
Organism: Trichoderma gamsii
Lineage: Eukaryota; Fungi; Ascomycota; Sordariomycetes; Hypocreales; Hypocreaceae
Exons: 1
Coding region: 1-1986 (661 amino acids)
Source: RefSeq, a predicted model, not a curated record